AUGCAAAACAUCAUCAUAUUUUUAACUGCACUUAUUUUCGUCGUACAUAUUCAUUGUUUGUUUGGUCUACCAUUGAUUGAUGAUGAUGAACAUGAUGUAAAAAUCAAACGAUCGGAUAGCACAUUACUUCCGAAUGAAAUUUUUUCAUUAGUUACAGAUGAAAAAUUACUGAAAUUAAAAGAACUUGCAGAUAUUGCUCAUGAUUCUAAAUUGCAUGACUUAUAUCGUGCUGUUAAUCAUUAUGUUCAAAUGGCUCGAAAAAAUAAUGAAUAUGUUCUAUGGAAAUAUGACACCAAUCAAGAAGGCCUUGUUCUUACAUUGAAACAAAAUUUAAAUGGAAUUCUCUACUAUGGUUAA
Messenger RNA from Rotaria sp. Silwood2, 357 nucleotides. The record is from the annotation of a GenBank genome assembly. NCBI's taxonomy places the organism in Eukaryota, Metazoa, Rotifera, Eurotatoria, Philodinida, Philodinidae.